CUGUGUUCCCCGCGUAUCUUGAAUCUCGGUGAUGGAUGUUGCUCAAACUCAAGUGCGAACUAUACGAGUGGUCGAUGUAGUUGCAGAUGAGUGUCAGAGGCUUUUCCACCAUUUUUUGGAAACAUUUAAGGAAAACGACGUUCUGAAAUAUGUAGAGGCUGCUAACGGGCUCAAACAACUUGAGAAAAAUACACUGUCAGUGACCUUUACAGACAUAAUAGUAUCUGAUACGAGGUUAUCUGGACUUAUUCAGGACGAGUUUUAUAGGCUGUAUCCUGCGCUUUGCUCGGCCACAAAAAAUUUCGUGAAUGAUCACGUACCAGAUACGCAGAAUUCAGGAAGGGACUUCUACGUCAGUUUUACAGACGUCCCUAGCUUACACAGGAUGCGAGACCUCACAGCAAGUCAGUUAGGAAGGUUGAUCAAAGUACGUGCUCAGGUCGUACGAGCACACCCUAUUCACCCCGAACUUUUAAUGGGUACUUUUCGAUGUUCCGAAUGUAAGAUAGUGAUAAGAAAUGUGGAGCAGCCCUUCAAAUAUACCCAGCCAACGGUAUGUUUUAAUCCUCAAUGCGGGAACCGACUUAAGUUUGAGUUGCUUACGAAUGAGUCGAAGUUCGUCGAUUUCCAGAAAGUCCGAGUUCAAGAAACUCAGUCUGAAUUACCUCGAGGGAGCAUUCCACGCAACCUUGAAGUCAUACUACGUGCAGAUACAGUAGACCUUGCGCAACCUGGUGAUCGGUGUGAAUUUAUUGGGACUCUUAUCGUUAUCCCUGAUGUUGGACAACUAGCGACACCCGGUGACAGGUCGUUAGAGGGUAAACCGUUACGAGGACGAGACAAUCAAGAAAUCGGCGGUGUAACUGGUCUAAAGGCUUUAGGAGUGCGUGAACUUUCUUAUCGAACAGCGUUUUUGGCUUGUACUGUCAUACCUUCAAAUGGAAGAUACUUGCCAUCAGAUGAAUUAGAAGAGUCAGAUGCGAUCUCUUACGAAGCAUUGUCAAAAAGACUGACGCCAUCUGAGCUCGAUACAAUUUGUCAAAUGAGUCAGGAUCGAAAACUUCUUACAAACAUGUGCAGAUCUCUUUUCCCGACUAUUCACGGUGCUGAUGAAGUUAAGAAAGGUAUCCUGUUGAUGCUUUGUGGUGGUGUACCCAAGAUUACUGAAGAGAAAACCCAUCUCCGUGGAGAUCUAAACGUAUGUCUAGUUGGUGAUCCAAGUACAGCGAAGUCUCAGUUCUUAAAACAUGUUGAGAAGUUUUCUCCACGUGCCGUUUACACUAGUGGUAAAGCCAGCUCAGCAGCUGGUUUGACAGCUGCAGUAGUGAGGGAUGAAGAGUCCUUCGAAUUUGUCAUUGAAGCUGGAGCACUAAUGCUUGCAGACAAUGGAGUUUGCUGCAUAGAUGAAUUCGAUAAGAUGGAUCUUAAAGACCAAGUCGCAAUUCACGAGGCGAUGGAACAACAAACAAUUAGCAUAACGAAGGCUGGUGUGAAAGCUACACUGAAUGCUCGCACUUCUAUUCUUGCAGCAGCUAACCCCAUUGGUGGUCGCUACGACAGAUCAAAAUCUCUACGACAUAAUAUUGGCUUGUCUGCUCCCAUCAUAUCACGUUUUGACCUGUUUUUUGUGCUGAUUGAUGAAUGCAACGACAUCGUGGAUUAUGCUAUCGCUCGUUCAAUUGUAGAUUUGCAUAUGGGGAGACAUGGCGCAGAAGAUACUCACACCAUCUAUUCAGUUGACAACAUUCGUCGCUACAUCGCUUUUGCUCGUUGUUUUAAACCCAAAAUAAGCGGGGAAGCUAUGGAAUGCAUGGUUGAAGAGUACAAAAAAAUGCGUCAGAGAGAUGCUUCCAGUGGGACAAAGUCUGCAUGGCGCAUCACUGUUAGACAGCUGGAAAGUCUUGUUCGUCUUUCAGAAGCAACAGCACGACUACACUGUGCAGAUACCGUAACACAAGCUCAUGUACGGGAAGCUUUUGCUCUCUUAAACAAAUCCAUAAUACGAGUUGAACAGCCUGAUAUAAAUCUAGAAGAGGAAGACCAACAUCAACUGACAGAUGCUUCGGAAACACCAGUUAUUGAUCAGCCAACUACCGAGACAAAUACAACCGCUGGACAUUUACGAGUAACAUAUGAUGAGUAUAGACGGAUUGCUAGUCUUUUAAUUUUGAGGGCCCGAAACUGGUGUGAGACCUUAGCAACAGAUAGUGAGUCUGAUCAAACUCCUGGUGCUCCAAAAAGGAGUGAACUAGUCAACUGGUAUCUAGAAGAAGUUGUUGAUGAAUUUGAAACCGAAGCGCAGUUAGCGGAAGUCAAGCUUCUUGUCGAACGCAUAAUCGAUCGCCUAAUAAAAAAGGAUAAUAUUCUCAUAACUAUUGGUGGUACAGGACUGGAUGCAUCUGCUGAUACCGCUGAUCCUUACAUCGUCGUGCAUCCUAAUUACGUGGAGUAAUUAGAACUGUUUUUCAGAAAGAUGUAUUUAUAAUCAAGAUGUGCUUUUUAUGUAAUAAAAUUUUUAUUAAUUAUUA
Schistosoma guineensis is the source of this 2528-nucleotide messenger RNA. Lineage: Eukaryota; Metazoa; Platyhelminthes; Trematoda; Strigeidida; Schistosomatidae. The record is from the annotation of a GenBank genome assembly.